GUUAUCAAAACCAAGGUAAUGUCUGGCUGAGGUGGCACAGUAACAUCAAGGUGACCUCUGAUAGGGAGUGUAGCACACGGCUGCUAGCCAGCUAUUUAUAUAAAGCAUUUACAGACCUUUCUUCUUCAGGUUGCACUCCUGAACAGUUGAACUCAGGUGAUGGAAAGUGUAAGCAUCAGUAUAAGAAUUGUAAAGAUGAUGACAGCAGUGGUGAGGACAGUGAUGAAAACAACUGCUCCUACAAAAGUUGCUCCCCUUAUGCAUACAAAUGCCUCAAUGGAAAAUGCUUACUGAAACCCAAUCCUGAGUGUGAUGGGAAAAGAGACUGUGCAGAUGGAUCUGAUGAAAUGAACUGUGCUUGUGGAAGACACCAGCCUAAGAAAACCAGAAUUGUUGGAGGUGAAGAUGCAAGAUCUGGAAAGUGGCCUUGGCAAGCAAGUUUACAGAUGGGAGCACAUGGCCAUGUAUGUGGCGCAUCUGUUGUUUCCAAUAGGUGGCUUGUAUCUGCUGCCCAUUGCUUCCUGGAUUCUGAUUCUGUGAGAUACUCCGUUCCUUCGGGAUGGAGAGCAUAUAUGGGCUUACAUACUAUUAAUGAAAAGAGCAAUCGUGUAGCUAUGAGAUCAAUCAAAAGGAUUAUUGUCCACCCACAGUAUGAUCAAUCUAUCUCAGACUAUGAUAUUGCCCUGUUGGAAAUGGAGACGCCUGUAUUCUUCAGUGAGCUGCUACAGCCCAUUUGUUUACCCAGCACCUCUAGAGUAUUUGUUUAUGGAACUGUCUGCUAUGUAACUGGCUGGGGAGCCAUGAAAGAAAAUAGUCACCUUGCCAAAACACUGCAGGAAGCUCGAGUGAGAAUAAUUAACCAAAGUGUUUGCAACAAGCUGUAUGAUGAUCUCAUCACAUCACGUAUGCUGUGUGCUGGGAAUCUUAAUGGUGGCGUUGAUGCAUGCCAGGGAGAUUCUGGAGGUCCUUUGGCCUGCACAGGAAAAGGAAUUAGGUGGUACCUUGCUGGCAUUGUGAGCUGGGGUGAAGGAUGUGGUCGGCGCAAUCGUCCUGGUGUAUACACUAAGGUGGCAGCACUUUUUGACUGGAUUCGUUGGAAUACAAGCUGA
Phaethon lepturus (White-tailed tropicbird) is the source of this 1109-nucleotide messenger RNA. RefSeq names its product suppressor of tumorigenicity 14 protein-like. Lineage: Eukaryota; Metazoa; Chordata; Aves; Phaethontiformes; Phaethontidae. Gene Ontology annotation, biological process: proteolysis; blood coagulation. The transcript has 6 exons. The annotation marks the transcript as partial. The record is from RefSeq and is a predicted model, not a curated record. Gene Ontology annotation, molecular function: serine-type endopeptidase activity; calcium ion binding; protein binding.